Molecule: messenger RNA, 3677 nt
Organism: Struthio camelus australis
Lineage: Eukaryota; Metazoa; Chordata; Aves; Struthioniformes; Struthionidae
Source: RefSeq, a predicted model, not a curated record
CUUGCAGGUAUCCGCUCCUGGGACAUCGACCUCACAGCCUGCAACCUGGAUGAACAGCUAAAGCUCUUUGUGUCCCGCCACUCAGCCACCUUCUCCAGCAUCGUGAAAGGUCAGCGGACCCUCCACCACCGGGGAGACGUGCUGGAGACCCUGGUGCUGCUUAACCCUUCGGACAAGUCCCUGUGCGAUGAGUUGCGGAACCUCAUCACGGACGUGUCCCAGCACAAGCUGCUGGUGUUCGCGGGGCCCUGCGUGGAGGAGACAGGGGAGCUGAUGCUGCAGACGGGCUGCUUCUCGCUGCGGGACUUCAUCCAGAUCUUCACGGACAAAGAGGUAGGAGAGAUGCUGAGCUCUGCAGACCCCUCUACCAAGGCCAGGCUGACCAUCAGCUGCCCUGACUUUGGAGAGUGGAAGGACUCUGGUUUGGACCAUCACAACCUCCAGGACUUCAUUGAGCUGCGGUACAACCCAGGCUGCAUCCUGCCGGAGAUGGAGGGGCUGGAGGAGUUUGUGGAGUACCUCUCGGAGUCCCUGGAGCCCCAGUCCCCCUUUGACCUCCUCGAGCCCCCCACCAUGGUCGGUUUCCUCAAGCUCUCCAAGCCCUGCUGCUAUAUCUUCCCGGGUGGGAGAGGGGAUUCGGCCUUCUUUGCUGUCAAUGGCUUCAAUGUGCUGGUGAAUGGGGGCUCCAAUCCCAAGUCGUCCUUCUGGAAGCUGGUGCGGCACCUGGACCGCAUCGACUCCAUCCUGGUGACGCAUGCAGGCACUGACAGUUUGCCUGGUGUCAACAGCCUGCUGCAGAGGAAGCUGGCGGAGCUGGAGGAGGACCCGUCCCAGGGCGCUCAGGGCAACGGGGACUGGGCGAAGAACCUCAUCUCCCCAGAACUGGGCGUUGUGUUUCUCAACGCCUCUGAGAAGCUGAAGGACAUCGAGGGCAACUCCCGGGUGCUGAAGAGCUGUGACGAGGCUGCCCUGACCCUGCACUACCUGGACAAGUUGGGCAUCCUCCCCAACCCGCUCGCACGGGAUAGUGGCCCCCGCGUGGAGCCCACUGUCCUCUUCCAGAAGAUGGGGGUUGGCCGGCUGGACAUGUACGUCCUGAACCCUGUGAAGGGCACCAAGGAGCUGGAGUUCCUCAUGCAGCACUGGUCAGGCAAUAGCUACCCCAAGGAGCACGACUUGCCCCUACAGUGUCUGACCUCUGUUUGUGCCCUGCUCGUCUGGCACCCCGUCAGUCCCUCCGAGAAGAUCAUCAGGGUCCUCUUCCCUGGCUGCACCCCACAGGCCCGUGUCCUGGAGGGGCUGGAGAAGGUGAAACACCUGGAGUUUCUCAAGCACCCUGUGGUCACCAAAAACGACUUGAAGGGGCUAUCUGCACCCCAGCCUGAGAAGCAGCUCAAGCAGAGGAGGACAGAGAGCAAGGAGAGCCUGAAGUCCUCUUCCAAGCUGAGCCUGGUGGACACUGGGACGCCAGCACCAAAGGAGAAGGCUCCAAAGACGGAGAAGAAGGAGGUGAAGUCAGGGACCAAGGAGAAGCCAAGAUUGCUGGGGGAGAUGACUAGAACAGGGUCUGAGGAGGAGAGAGCCAAGGAUGCUCGAGCCAAGCUGGACUCCUCGAUGGAGAAGCUCAAAGCAGACACAAAGCCGAAGGUGAGUAAGGAGAAAACUCUGCCCAAGAAGGAGCCUCUUGCCCGAAAAGAGGAGAAGAAGCCGUUGAAGAAGGAAGAUGGGACUGAGGUCAAGGGUGAAGCCAGGAAGGAGGUGAAGACAGUGAAAAAGGAAGUGAAGGCUGAGACGCUGCGAAAGGAUGUGAAGGACAGCAAGGCAGAGGGCAAGGCUGCUGCGAAACCCACGGCCCGGAAAACACCGGGCCCAGACACCCGUAAACCCUUGGUCAAGGCUGGGAGCAUCAAGAAAUCCACCCUCAAGAAGGAGCCAGAGAAGCCCAAGGCCAAAGUGCCCAAGGAGGUGGGUGACAAGAAGGAGCCAGGGGCAUCGGAUGGCUCCAAGUCCUCCUCCCCUGAGGACAUGCUGCCAGAAGCUGGGCAGGGCCGGGGGGCUGCAUCACCAGGAGCAGAGGGGAGGAGGAAGGAGGAGUCAACAGAUGAAGGCAUCACCACAGCAGAGAGUGAGCUGGAGCCAUCCCCGCUGGAGAACGGGGAGGCUGGGGCACGUGCUGGGCCAGGGGCUGCUGACUUGGGCUGCAUGGAGAAUGGCCUGGAGGACCCCGACAGCCCCCAGCGCUUCCGCUACCUCGAGAGUAGCCCUUUCAAAGCCAUCGGCCCCCCGUCGCCUCUGGCCAAGACCCCCAAGAGCGACCGCAGCGUCAACUUCGACCUGACGCCUACCGGGCUGCUCAACCACUGCCCGGAGGGUGGUGAGGACCCUUGCGGCAGCUCUGAGGAGAAGACCCUGGAGAUGAUGUCUCCGGCCAGCUCGGGGCCUGCCAGCGCCGGACACACUCCCUUCCACCAGUCCCCGGGCCCGUCGCCUCUGGCCAAGACCCCCAAGAGCGACCGCAGCGUCAACUUCGACCUGACGCCUACCGGGCUGCUCAACCACUGCCCGGAGGGUGGUGAGGACCCUUGCGGCAGCUCUGAGGAGAAGACCCUGGAGAUGAUGUCUCCGGCCAGCUCGGGGCCUGCCAGCGCCGGACACACUCCCUUCCACCAGUCCCCGGUGGAUGAGGCAGGAGAGGAGCCGGGUGCCGGCACCAACGCCAACAAGCAGCCCAACUCCUGGCCGCCGGCCGCGGCCAAGGUCUCGCGUGACAGCUCCAGCUCCUCGCAGGAGAAGCAGACGGGCUGCCUGUCCCUGAGCCCCUUCAAGGACGACGUCCCUGAUGUGUCCCCCACCAUCACCACCCCCUCGCUGCCGGCCGAGGUGGGGUCCCCACACUCCACCGAGGUGGACGAGUCACUCUCCGUCUCCUUUGAGCAGGGGGGGGCCGGCAGGGCAUCUCCGGCAGGCUCGCGAGCUGCAGCCCCCCCAGGGCCCCCUGUCUACGUGGACCUGGCCUACCUGCCUGGCUCAUGGAGCGCCCGGACGGUGGACGAGGAGUUCUUCCGGCGCGUGCGCUCCCUCUGCUACGUGGUGAGCGGCGACGACCACCUCAAGGAGGGCGUCAUGCGGACCAUCCUGGAUGCCCUGCUCGCCGGCAAGCACCAGUGGGGCACCGACAUUCAGGUGACCCUGAUCCCCACCUUCGACUCGCUGGUGAUGCACGAGUGGUACCAGGAGACCCACGACCGGCAGCAGGAGCUGGGCAUCACGGUGCUGGGCAGCAACAGCACCGUGGCCAUGCAGGAUGAGACCUUCCCCGCCUGCAAGGUGGUGUUCUGAGGAGGGCUGCGGUGACAUGACCCUCCCCAGCCAGGGGGAGGAGGCCACAGGGGAUUCAUCCCACCUUCCUCCUCCUCUGCAUGCCCCCUCUCUCCCUCCCUAUGACUCAGGGCUGUGCUGGCCACUGAGCCUUGGAGGGGAGGGAGGGGAAGGGUCUGCUGGGGAGGAAGGAGAUGGGGUCAUCCCCUCCCUCUGGAUGGGCAGGGGCUGCUGGGGGCCCCAUGGGGCCCACGGCACCCAGGUGUGCUGCACCGUCACACACCGUGUGGUUAGCGCAUGCCCACGCCGGAGUCACGCGCUCCUCACUCUGCACCGCCGCAGCCCCGGCAUAUGGGGGG